Molecule: messenger RNA, 2973 nt
Organism: Pangasianodon hypophthalmus (striped catfish)
Lineage: Eukaryota; Metazoa; Chordata; Actinopteri; Siluriformes; Pangasiidae
Gene: odad1
Product: outer dynein arm docking complex subunit 1
Exons: 15
Coding region: 160-1854 (564 amino acids)
Biological process (GO): outer dynein arm assembly; cilium movement
Cellular component (GO): axoneme
Source: RefSeq, a predicted model, not a curated record
GUGCGGUAGUAUGCAGGGCGGAUAGAAACACAGAGGCGCCUAGCGACGGUUGCUAACAACUUGCUCUCAGGAGGCUCCUCCAGCCAGUGCAGAUAAUUCACCCUGCUGUUUUUAAACUAACUCUCUGAAGUGCAGUUGUUUUAGCUCAUCACUGUCGUCAUGCCUCGUGGAAGAUCAGCGGUAAGCGUCCACUCUGACGCCAGCGACAUGGACACUGAUGCACUGGCAGAGACAGAGAUGAGCAAGCUACAGAGGCAGUUUCGCAUCAUGGAGGGCGAGCGGCAGGCCUACAGCAUCCAGUCACAGGAGCUUAUUCGCAAACAGCGGCUGGAGAUGGAGAAGCUGUGCGAGGAGCACGAGGAGCUGCAGAAGAACCUGCGUGCGUCCGAGAGCCAGUCACGUAGACAGACCGACAGCCACGACGCCCAGCAGCUCCGAGCUCUCCUGAACCGCCGCAGCGAGCUCGACGAGCAGCUGGAGAGAGAGAGACUCGUUCAAGCAGAGAUCGAGCGAGAGAGCCAGAGUAUUCAGAAGAAACUGGAAGAGCUGAGAAAAGGAGAUGUUAGUACCGUUCACAGUCAGAAGCCUCAGACUCGCCACAUCCAAAAGGCCACUCGCACCCUGGAAAAUAAACUGGACCGGGCUCACGUUCGCUUCAAUGAGCAGCUGGCGAAGAACAGCCAGCUGAGAGGGGAGCUGGAGACGCUGCGCAUGGAGCGCGUCCGCUUCCAGCAGCUGCACCGCAAACUGGACAAGGAGCUUCAGGAAAUCCGGCGGGAGAUUGGCGAUGUCAUCGGCAUGUCGACAGCAGCUUAUGAUGCCAGAGUGGAGGCCCAGACGAAGAUGACGAUGAUGAAGGAGAAGGCGGUGAAGGACCUGGCGCAGUACAGCGCCGAGAUGAAGGAGCUGGAGAGGCUGAUCGCACACGAGCAGCGCCUUAAAGACUUCAUGACUACCAAGUGCAACGAGAGGACAGGACUGGACGACACACUCAGCCCCACACACGAAAUGAAGGAGCAGCGGAGGACCGACUCGGAGGUGGCGGCGGAGACUCUAGAAGAAGUUUUCCAGCGGAUCCAGAAGGUGACCGGCGAGGACGAUUUGGACCUGCUAGUCACCAAAUUUAUCCAGGCUGAAGACAGGAACUUUGCUCUCUUUAAUUACGUGAACGAGCAAAACACACAGGCUGAGGCUUUGAAAGAUCAAAUCAGACAGAUCAAAGAGGAGAUGGAGAGGUUCCAGGUGGAGGAUCUGCAGCAGGAGCAGGAGCAUCACACCAACCUGAAGCAGAUAGAGGAGCAGCAGAGAGACGCUGAAGCUCAGGCCCUGGAGUACGAGGCUCAGGCUAAAGAAAUCACCGAAACCCUGGAUCAGAUCAAGACAGGAGUGAGCGACGUGUUUAAUAAGAUCGAUUGCGACCGUGCAGCGGUGGACGAUUUACUCGGUUCUUCGGCAGGAAUCAGAGACUCCAACAUCAUGACGUACCUGAGGCUGGUGGAGCAGAAAACCAACGAGCUGCUCACCGUGCAUGCCUUCAUCAACUCCAAGGACCCGGAGAAGGAUUAUGAUCCGAAGCUGGUGGCUCAGGUGCUGCUUGGGCAAAGUGAGGAGAUGGAGAAGCAGGCCCCUGUCGUGCAGCCUCCGGUUUCUGGGGAUGACUAUGAUAUAGAAGAGUUGCUACUACCACACGAGGACGAGCGACCUUUGACCCAGGAAGAACUUCGACAGCGCAUUAUGAACAUGAUUCUUCAUAAGGAAGAAGCGUUGCAUGCUGGGAAGAACAAAGAGGCCAGGUCUGCUAAAGUCAGCGCUCUGUCCAGCCACAGACAGCACACACUCGAGUCCACCCUCUGAAGACUCGGCUCUGCUUCGCGAUCUUGAUUACUGUACACGUGUGUCUUGGGACCUGGACAUUGUCUGGUGUAAAAAUACAGAAAUACAGAAAUGCAUCGAAAUGCUGUGUGAAAUAAAUCGCACCUCCACUUUCUCUACUUCUAAAAAUAUAUUUCGAAAAGCAAACUGAUGCAAGAUUUCCUUUUAGUUUUCACAGCCAUUUAAAACUAGAUGAAAAGGGUAAUUUUUAAAACAACAGAUAUCACAAUCAGUCUUCUCUGACUGCUGAUACUCUUACAAGAAUUUUUUGUAUUUUUUUAAAAUAUGGAUCGAUAAGAUAAGAUGUACUUUAUUGAUCCCCAAGGGAAAAUUCGGGACAAUGUGCAGAUUUGCAUGCUUUAUAAAACCAAAAACCAAGUCUUUGAAUGCUGUUAGAGAACACACUCUUACGAGAAAGACUUUUAGAGAAACAGUUUGUUGGAAAAUCAACCGAGAAAACACCAUAUGCUAUUAAAAAUAUUGUCUGUAGUGCCAUUUUCAGUAUACAGUUAUCAUAAAUAUGACAGUUAUCAACAUUGUGAAAAAGAAAUUCAGUAACACAGAUACAUAUCAGAUACAUCAAGACCUAUACUUCAUUAUAAUAACAGUUAUAGUUACAUUUAAAUUAUCGUUAAAGUUACUUAUAAGCAAUUACAUAUAAGCAGCAUCAUGAACAGAUUCAUGGAACCAUAAUACUGACUAAUUAAUACUUAUAAAUCGGUGUAUAAUGCAUUAUGAGCAUGGGGACUGAACAAGCACGUGCAUCACUUAUAAGUAAUUAUAACAAUAAUAUAAAUGUAACUAUAACUGUUAUUAUAAUGAAGUAUAGGUCUUGAUGUAUCUGAUAAAUGUAUUUAUAGAACAGUAGUACUUGCUUAUAAUUCAUUAUGAGUGUGGGUUUCAUAGAACGUUUUUGAAGAAACACUCCUCUGUAAAAGCUUCUAAUCAGGAAAAGGAAUGCACACAUGAAAUGUCACGAAUGCAAGGUCAUUUUUUUGGUCCUGAACAAAGAAAAAAUUAUCUGGGGAAAAAAAAAGUGAUUUCAUGUAUUUCCACACCAGUGAGUGUGGUUUAUAGGGUUGAUAAAUGAAAAACUGACAU